CAACACUUUCUCUCCCCAAUUCUAGCUUCUUAAGCUUUUGACAAACACUAAGGGAUCAAUCCUAGCUGUUAAAAGGAGCAUGAUGAAGUUGAAGUCUAAGAAGUUUUGCAGAGGCAGCUUUAAGUUUGGGAAUGGAGGUGGAAACAAUGGUAAUGUAAAAAGUGAUGAAAAGGGUGUUAGGAAUUGUAAUAAUAUAAGUGAAAUCAAAUGGGAACGUAGGCCUGGUGGGAUGCUUGUUCAAAAGAGAGAAACUGGUUCAAGUGUUGGAGAAGGGAUGAUCAUUGUUAGAGUCUCAACUGUUUCUCAAUGCCAUGAUAUCUCCAUUGGAGCAACUUCCACUUUUGGAGAAUUGAAGAUGAUAUUGUCACUGGUAACAAGUUUGGAGCCAAAAGAGCAAAGACUAUUAUUCAAAGGGAAAGAAAGAGAAGAUGAUGAAUAUCUACACAUGGUUGGUGUUAAAGACAAAGACAAAGUGCUACUAUUACAAGACCCAGCCAUUAAAGAAAUGAAGAAGCUUCAUAGAUUGGCUUCAACAACCCAACAUAUUCCCACUACUUAUCACACCAUAAGUGUAUGACAGUCCAUUUGAUAUUAUAAACCAACAUUGUUGUUAAUUGUAUUUCACUAAUUAACCACCAAAACACAAAGUGUCAAAAAUAUGGUGAAGUGUUCUUAUAUAUAUAUAUAUAUAUAUAUAUGUAUUUCACUUUGAUAUAUAGGUUAGGGACUUUGGUUGUAUCCAAACUAUAUAGUUUAAUUUCAAAGCUGAUGCAUGUCCACCUCAUUUUCUAUAGUUUAAUAUGUUUAUUAAAUUUGUACCAGGUUGAUGUACAAAGCUGUUUAUUAUUGCUUAAAUAGAAAUGUAUGGUGGAUGGAAAAUUUGUAAUAAUUAAGGGAGGAAAUGAAAAGCUGUUGAGUAUUUA
Gossypium raimondii (Peruvian cotton) is the source of this 923-nucleotide messenger RNA. RefSeq names its product BAG family molecular chaperone regulator 2. The record is from RefSeq and is a predicted model, not a curated record. The transcript has 2 exons. NCBI's taxonomy places the organism in Eukaryota, Viridiplantae, Streptophyta, Magnoliopsida, Malvales, Malvaceae. Gene Ontology annotation, molecular function: protein binding. Bases 80 to 577 code for a protein of 165 amino acids.